Messenger RNA from Drosophila grimshawi, 1946 nucleotides. RefSeq names its product tyrosine--tRNA ligase, cytoplasmic (gene TyrRS). The transcript has 4 exons. The record is from RefSeq and is a predicted model, not a curated record. Bases 88 to 1677 code for a protein of 529 amino acids. Gene Ontology annotation, molecular function: tRNA binding; tyrosine-tRNA ligase activity; ATP binding. Gene Ontology annotation, biological process: tyrosyl-tRNA aminoacylation. NCBI's taxonomy places the organism in Eukaryota, Metazoa, Arthropoda, Insecta, Diptera, Drosophilidae.
UAGCAUAGCACCACGCAUGCAGUUCUCUUCCUCUUUCCACCGCAAUCAAUUUCGCAAGGUGUGCUCCAAAAAAAUAACUCAUCCAAAAUGGUUGGCACAACUUUAAGCGCCGCUGAGAAGCAGCAGCUGAUCACUCGCAAUCUGCAGGAGACACUGGGCGAGGAUAAGCUGCAGAAAGUUCUGCAAGAGCGCGAUCUGAAAAUCUAUUGGGGCACAGCAACAACUGGAAAACCACAUGUGGCCUACUUUGUUCCCAUGUCGAAGAUUGCAGACUUUCUCAAGGCCGGUUGUGAGGUGACUAUCUUGUUUGCCGAUCUGCACGCCUAUCUGGAUAAUAUGAAGGCGCCAUGGUCGUUGCUGGAGCUGCGCACACAAUACUACGAGCAGGUGAUAAAAGCCAUGCUGAGUUCCAUUGGCGUUCCACUGGACAAGCUGAAGUUUGUCAAGGGCAGCGACUAUCAGUUGUCCAAGGAGUACACACUGGAUGUGUACAAGCUCAGCUCACUGGUCACCAUACACGAUGCAAAGAAGGCGGGCGCCGAGGUUGUCAAACAGGUGGAAUAUCCACUGCUCUCGGGUUUGUUGUAUCCGGGAUUGCAGGGAUUGGAUGAGGAGUACCUGAAGGUGGAUGCACAGUUCGGUGGUGUGGAUCAGCGCAAAAUAUUCACAUUUUCCGAGAAAUAUUUGCCGCAACUGGGCUACGAGAAGCGCAUACACUUCAUGAAUCCCAUGGUGCCUGGCUUGGCUGGCGGCAAGAUGUCUUCCUCGGAGGAGGACUCGAAGAUUGAUCUGCUCGACUCGCCCGCCAACGUCAAGAAGAAGCUGAAGAAGGCCUUUUGCGAACCCGGCAACAUAGCCGACAAUGGUCUCCUUUCCUUUGUCAAACACGUCCUCUUCUCUCUCUUCAAAGACGGCGAAGGCUUCGAGAUUCAUCGUGCUGCGGAUAAUGGCGGCGACAUUACCUUCCUGGUGUACGAGGAACUCGAGCAAUAUUAUGCAGACAACAAACUGCAUCCGGGUGAUCUGAAGGCAUCCGUGGAGAAGUACAUAAAUCGCCUGCUGGAUCCCAUUCGCAAGGCUUUCGAGAAGCCCGAACUGCAAAAACUGACAGCGGCUGCUUAUCCGGCACCUGGCAAGGUGAAGGCGAAUGCUGCUCCGGCUGCUGCUGCUGCUGCUGAUGAGGAUGCGCCUCAUCGUCUGGACAUACGAGUGGGCAAAGUCAUCGAAGUCGCUCGUCAUCCGGAUGCAGAUACUUUGUAUGUGCUAAAGAUUGAUUUGGCGGAGGAGAAACCACGCACCAUCAUCAGUGGUCUGGUGAAAUUUGUCACGGUUGAGGAACUGGAACAGCGACUGGUUGCUGUGCUCUGCAAUCUGAAGCCCUCCAAGAUGCGUGGCAUCCUGUCCGAGGGCAUGGUUCUUUGCACCUCCAACGCCGAUCACACCGUUGUGGAACCUAUUCUGGUGCCUGCCACGGCUACUCCUGGCAGUCGUCUCGCCUUUGAAGGCUACAGUGGCACACCGGAUGAUCAGUUGAAUCCCAAGAAGAAAAUCUGGGAGAAACUCUCGGUUGACUUUAAGACAAAUGCCGCAGGCGUUGCAGUUUGGAAGGACAAUUUCCUGCUGACACCCGAUGGCGAGCAGCUAACCAGCAAAUUGGCCAAUUGCGCCAUCAAGUAAACUAGCAUCCAGCCAACCUGAGCCGUGUAAUACUUUUAUUUAGAACACAUUUCUAAGCCAGACACUUCACACAAAUAAUCAUCAUUGAUGCCUUUUGGUAACUUUGCUUUACAUUCAGCUAUAUAAAUAUAACUAAAAAACGCAAUUUAAGCUUACAAGAAUCGUAUUUAAAAUUGAAUUGAAAUGUACUUUUAAAAUGAUUGUUUUUAACUUCAUUUAAAGCGCCAGUUAAGGCAAAUAAGAAUAAGCCGAUUGGUUCUAUUUUCAAA